AAUGGGCAGUACCGCGAACGCGAACUACAAUCUGCAUAUCCUGGUUUCAGGAGACGUUCACAGACUUCAGGUUGACGACAAGACAUAUAAACAGAAGAUAAACUAUUUCGCUGUACUAUACUGAACAGAUUGGGAUAAGACGACAGUGUCAUUAUGGGGGACAGCAUUUGCAAUGGGACCCACAGCAAAAAGGCGCUACUGUCAGACCCUCAGCUAUUUGAAGACCAGUUCGAGGAGUUGGUGACGGAGCUGGCAGAGCAGGAUAUCACCGAUCCUGCGCUGACUGAUGCUCUGAACAGGCUAAAAGAGGUUUUGGUGUACAAUUCCCCCGGAGGCAAGAGGAACAGAGGCCUGUCUGUGAUUGGUUCACUGAGGGAGCUUCUCCCGCCCACUCAGCUCACACAGGGCACAGUGCAGAGGGCCCUCAUGGUUGGCUGGUGUAUAGAGUUGCUUCAGGCGUUUUUCCUUGUGGCAGACGAUAUCAUGGACGCAUCUGUGACACGCAGAGGACAGCCCUGCUGGUACAAGAAGGACGGGAUAGGUCUUGAUGCCAUCAAUGACUCAUUUCUCCUCGAAGGGUCAAUCUACAGACUUCUUCGCAGACAUUGCAGGGAUCAGCCGUACUAUGUCCACCUACUGGAGCUGUUUACUGAGACAUCUUUCCAGACAGAGCUCGGCCAAGCUCUGGACCUUAUGACAGCUCCUCCUGGUCAGAUUGACCUGAACAGAUUCACCAUGGAGAGGUAUAGAGCUAUUGUUAAAUACAAAACUGCCUUUUACUCAUUUUACCUCCCAGUGGCAGCUGCAAUGUACAUGGCUGGAAUUAAGAGUGAAGAGGAACACAAUAACGCAAAACACAUCUUGCUUGAGAUGGGAGAGUUCUUUCAAAUUCAGGAUGACUAUCUGGACUGUUAUGGAGACCCCGCUGUGACAGGAAAGAUCGGUACAGACAUCCAGGAUAACAAAUGUAGCUGGCUGGUUGUGAAAGCUCUGGAAGUUAUGAACCCUGAACAGAGAGCAGAGCUGGAGACAUGUUACGGACGUCAUGAUGAUGCAAGUGUUCAAAAGGUCAAAGCGCUCUACGACACACUGGAGAUGCCAACACUGUACAACAAAUAUGAAGAUCAGAGCUACCAGCGGCUACAGGAACUAAUCGCAUGUCACGCUCAAAAUCUCCCUCACUCAGUCUUCCUCAACUUCGCCAAGAAGAUCUACAAAAGGAACAAGUGAGAGGGAAUGGAUCCAUUAACACUCUGAGGUGCAUGAGCCAGGUUAUCAUGCAACUCCAAUUAUGGCAUAAAGCGUGACUCCUUUCCUUUUCCAGAGAACAGGCUCUGAGGCCCACUAGCAUGAGCUGAAGAGGACUGUGAUGUGUAAAAAUCUGCUGGAAGUUUAUGAACUGCAUUGAUUUUGUAGAUAUUUGGUUGUAAAUUACUUAAAGCUGCCCCUUUCUUUUGCGUCAUGUUGCUUUAUUUAAGAAUCCGGUGGAUUUAAGAAUAACAUUGCAAUGAAUCAUGGACAGGUUAAGCUUUCAAUUGCAGGAUUAAGGUAUAUGUCAAAUAAGGUUAGAUGGCCAGAGUAGUUUUGAAUAUGUAGAAAAAGAGAUCAUUGAUUAGGCGUUCAGAUGAAAACUGAAUUCAUUACAGUUUGUAUCCUGACCAAGAAAAAGGGUCAAAACUGAUCCGCUCUAUAGUUUUAUAUAUUUUUACAUGGCUGCUAUUAAGUCUGUACUGGCUUGGAUGUUAUGUUUUUAAUAAAUAAUAUAUAGAUAGUAUUUUUCUCAUUUUUUUACUUUUGAGUAGUUUGUAAAGCAAUUGUCUGAUUUAAAGUAAACUGUUUAUAAUUGGUCAAAUGUUUCACUCAUUCACUCAAAAAUACUGACGUUUGCAGCUGUUGAAAUGUGAGGAUUUGGUGAAUUAGGUUGUGAUGGAUGUAAAAUAUUUGGUUUGGGAAAUAUUGGCCAGUGGAGAAAAAAACAAGCAACUUCAUAUCAACUUUGAUCUGGGAAAUUCUGAAACUUUUAUUAAAUUCAAGUAAAUCAUCCUGUUAUUCAGAUUAUUUUCCACCAUGAGCAGUCGCAGAGAAUGUAUUCAGAUUAUUCAAUUAUUGGUAAUAAGACACCAUAAGUAUUCACUGUUACAAGAAAUUGAAAAAUCAUACAUUGAAUAUGGUACAUGUCCUCUGUAAUUGUUAAGACUAUUUUAUAUCAUAUUUUAAAGAUAUGAUGUUUAUUUUUAGAUCUUCUUUUCAAAAAUUUUUUUAUAGGAGGACAUUUUUUGAGUGGUUUCAUGUGCUUACAU
Molecule: messenger RNA, 2300 nt
Organism: Labrus mixtus (cuckoo wrasse)
Lineage: Eukaryota; Metazoa; Chordata; Actinopteri; Labriformes; Labridae
Gene: fdps
Product: farnesyl diphosphate synthase (farnesyl pyrophosphate synthetase, dimethylallyltranstransferase, geranyltranstransferase)
Exons: 10
Coding region: 154-1230 (358 amino acids)
Biological process (GO): trans, trans-farnesyl diphosphate biosynthetic process
Cellular component (GO): cytoplasm
Molecular function (GO): dimethylallyltranstransferase activity; (2E,6E)-farnesyl diphosphate synthase activity
Source: RefSeq, a predicted model, not a curated record